GCCCCGGGAGCCGGAGGCGGGGAUGGUGGUGGGCAGCGCCUGGGGGGUUGGAGGCUCCCCGCCAGCUGUGCGCCGGGCAGAUGUUUGGCAGUAGCCCCCAGCACUGCCGCAGCUGGUGGCCCCGAUCGCGCCUGCUUUCUCUGCGGGGCAAACUUUUGCAAAGGAAACCCUCGACUUCUGCUGCUGCUGCGGGUCACCGAGCCCAGCUUCGCUCUGGCCGCGGCGCGCCUCGACCCGCCUCCGGAUUUGCUUUGGGCAGGUCGACCGGCGGGCGCUCAGCCGGUGGAUCCCUCGAUCCCGGGCCAUAGCGAGCAGCCCUGCAGAAAAGCAGGAGCCAGCCGGGGCUGUCCGAUGGAGGAAGCGGCGGUGGCGGGCGACGAGGGGCAGGGGGCUGUCCAGAAGAGGAAGGCCUGGGCCAAAAGCCGAGACUCCUGGCAAGCGUCGGAGGCCGAGCGGCUCUCGCCAGAAGCGCCCAAGCUGAAUCCGGAGCGGGAAGGAGGCAAUAUCCCAAAUGAAAAGAUUGCAAUAUGGCUUAAAGAUUGCAGAACGCCACUGGGAGCCUCUUUGGAUGAGCAGAGCAGCCUCACUUUAAAGGGCAUGCUGGUGAGAAAUGGAGGAAGUUUUGAAGAUGACUUAUCCCUGGGAGCUGAAGCUAAUCAGCUGCACCAAGGUGGUGAACAAAUGGAAAUCUGUAACGGCGUGUUGGCGAAGGACAAGAGGCUUCAGUUUCAUCAGAAGGGCCGAAGCAUGAAUUCUACUGGCUCUGGGAAAAGCAGUGCAACCGUUUCAAGUGUGUCUGAACUACUAGAACUGUACGAGGAGGAUCCAGAAGAGGUUCUCUACAAUCUCGGGUUUGGCCGCGAUGAACCAGAUAUUGCUUCUAAAAUCCCAUCACGGUUUUUCAACUCGGCAUCGUUUGCCAGAGGAAUCGAUAUCAAAGUGUUUCUGAAUGCCCAGCUGCAACGCAUGGAAGUAGAAAAUCCAAAUUUUGCUUUGACAAGUCGCUUUCGUCAGAUUGAAGUGCUCACUACGGUGGCCAAUGCGUUCUCUUCCUUAUACUCGCAAGUCUCUGGCACCCCGUUGCAGAAAAUCGGGAGCGUGAACUCGACAGCUCCCGUCAAAGAGGCCGCCAGCCCGCCGCCUCUCAACCGAAGCAACACGGCCAGCCGUCUGAUGAAGACCUUAUCGAAGCUCAACCUCUGUGGGAACCAGCAGGCCGGGGAAGCGGGCAGCUGUUCAACGCCUUCACCGGUCGAAAAGGAGAAAUCCGAAAACGGACCGCUCGAGGACGCCGAUGCUAAAAAUGAACCCAAGACCCCAAAGCACUUCAAGACCUCUUUGCUGGCGACGGUAAAAGAGGAGGCACCUAGCAACCAACCCGGCACCGUGGACGGUCUUCAGGCUUCUGAACUUCCUUCUGGAGCGAACGUUGCAAAAGGAAUGCAGGAGGACCGCACGCCUUGCGGAGAUCAGCAAAACAGCAGCUCCUUUGGUCGUGCAGAUGGACACAGCGAGCAAGCUUCCGCUACGGACUCCACCGGUCUCAAGAACAAAGUACCAGACUCAGCCCCUUGUGGCCUUGAGGGUAGCUCUGAGCUGCCGGUGCUUCUCGAGUCCCCACCGGAUAAAGAACCCUGUGCUCCAAUCGCAAACCCGUCCAUUGUCAGCCUCAUGCUACAGCAGAAGGAUUCCUUUGAGAUGGAAGAGAUCCAAAGCACUGAGGGAGAGAUCCCUCAUACUCCUAGCACAUGCCAGCUGGCCUUAGCGAAAACGAAAAAAGAUCAGCUGUUACGAUCUGCAAGCCAGCACUCUGACAGCAGCGGCUUUGCUGAAGAUUCCUCCACCGACUGCUUCUUGCUCAACCAGCUGCAGGGACACGAGUCCUUGCAGGCCAUGGGGAGCAGCGCUGACAGCUGUGACAGCGAAACAACAGUUACGUCGUACAGUGAAGAACUCAAAACACCAAUAGCCGAACAUCCAUCCUAUUUCAGUGAACUGGAUGAGGAGAAAUUCCUUCUUUCAGAAGCAGAGCAACAAAUGGGGGAGGUAGUUUCUGAGGCAAAUGUGGGAGAAGGUGAGAACAUUCCAGAAUGCAAGGCCAGUCAGACUGAACCUGAAGAAGAUGCAGAGUUCAGCCAAGGAAGUUUCCUGAGAAAAAACGAGGACGUUCCUGCAGAGCAGGUUGCGUUUGAAGUACUGGAAGAAGACAGCGAAGAAGGUGAUUUAGAUGAAAGCAGUGAGUGUGAAUUCCCUCAGUAUACAACUCACCACAUUCUCAAAUCUAUGUCCUCUAUAGAAAGCGCCAGCUCAGCCCCUUCCUCCGCAGACAGGGUUAACGUUGCUUUGGAAAGAGCCCAGAAGAAGCUCAGCAGUUCAUCUGAUCCUAGAGCUGGACGCACCCUGCUAAAAUCCAAAGACCUUCUUUUCAAGCACAGGCAUCGGAUGGCUAACCUCAGCUAUCCCCUCCGGCGCUCCCAGUCCCUUCCCACUACGCUACUAAACCCCGUGAGAGUUGUCUCCUCCAUGAAUGUCCAGCUAAAUCCAGGAAAACAGACUCUGUGCAGCCCGCCUUCCUUUACUUACAAAUACGACACGCCUGAGGAAGAGGAGAGGAGAAACUGCGAAGAAGUGAAAUCCCUUGGGGAGGCCCGUGACAGUCCUCCUCAGUGCAAAUCCACACUUUUUAUUGCUACUUCACCCGUUAGGAAAGGAACGUCUCUGCCUGGAGGGAGCAAGGUGGUGGAUGAGCCCUGCCGGAACAGGAUCCACAGCUGCCCUUUGCACCUCCCGGCCCACUUGUCCCAGUCAUCGUGUUCCCUCCAUUCUCUUCAUUCCGAUUGCCUAGAGAGGCCCCUGUGCGCUCACGCGAGAACGUUCAGUACACACAGCAUCCCGAGUACCCCCGGGUCCAGCUGCAGCGGCUUGCCUUCUCCUUUCAGCUGUCCUUACUCCUUCAGGAACCCGGGCCGCUCCCACCAGCCGCAGCCUGCGCAUUCCCCUUCCACGGUUGAAAUGCAGCUUAGGAGAGUCUUGCAUGAUAUCCGAAGCUCUUUGCAAAACUUGUCGCAGAAUGCUGUUAUGAGAGGUCAUGACAUUACAACUCCAUCUUACAAUACUCAGAGAUCAUCUGUUCUACCUCUAUAUGAAAAUACAUUCCAAGAUCUUCAGGUUGUACGGAGAAGCCUCAAUCUCUUCAGGACGCAAAUGAUGGAUUUAGAAUUGAACAUGUUGCGCCAGCAGACGACUGUUUACCAACACAUGACUGAAGAAGAGAGGUACGAAGCUGAUCAGCUCCAGACAUUGAGGAAAUCUGUCCGGAUGGAGCUUCAGGAAUUAGAAAUGCAACUGGAGGAACGCCUCCUCACUCUCGAAGAGCAGCUUAGGAAUUUACACGUGUCGUCACCUUACAGACCACAAACGCCCAUGGGCAUGUAUGGAAGCAGAAGCACCGAUAACUUGUCGUGCCCUUCUCCACUGAAUGUGAUGGAGCCGGUUUCUGAACUCAUUCGAGAGCAGUCGUUUCUGAAGUCAGAGCUGGGAUUGGGGCUGGGAGAACUUGGGAUGGAGACCACUGUAGGAGAGAGUUCAGAAUCUUUCGACCAUGGGAAUUCAGAUUCCUCGUCGGUGUGCUCUAGUCAAGCCAGCCGAAAAGCUGGCAGGCGUUCAUCCGAGACAACUGUCAGGUCCAAACUCCAGAGCAAGAAAGUCUACCGAGCCUGUGUUGCCUUGAUGCCCACUCCACCGGCAAGACCAGGAGCUACACAAACCCCUGAAUCUUCUGAGGAGCCCACAACCUCGAAACCGGAGGCUGAAACAAAACUUGACAAGGGGGUUCUUGCACCUCCUGCCGAGGAAGUUCAUAGAAACAGGGAGACCGAUGAACUGCAGCAAGUCAUCCGAGAGAUCAAGGAAUCUAUUGUAGGUGAAAUCAGACGGGAAAUUGUAAGUGGCCUGUUAGCCGCCGUCUCUUCCCCAAACCGAGGAAGCGCUAAGGCAGAAACACAGCCAUGAGUUGGUACCACAGGUUGGCACGUGUUCCGAGGUCAUUGUAGAACGUGUGGAUGAAAUGGUUUGUCUGUGCUCUAAGAGGAUGAAAGAGAAGACCAUUGCAUACAAUCUUCACUCGUGUGCUGCAUCGUGUCUCCCUUCAGGUCCACACGCCACAGUUGCGAGAGUCCUCAUCUUUACUACUACUGCCCAGGAAUCAUCAUGAGAACUCUGGCUAUCUUCCAAGUCCGAAUAUUUAUUUGUCUGUUUUCCUACUGUCCUUUUGUGCAGAGUUUUUUUUUUUUCUGUGUCGAGCUGCGUUCUUCAUAAAACUUGAAGGUUUCUGAACCCACCCCGGUUAUGAAUAGCCUAGAAUUGUCCCAUGUACUUAAUUUUUUUAAGAAACCCACUGACCUCUGUGAGGUAUUUAACUGUGCAAUAACUGAUUCACUCUGAGAGCUUGAAACAACCAAUAAAAUUUUUUUCACUGCUGUUACUUAGUGCCACUUCGAAAACAAAGAGAAUAACCUGUUGUAAAAAAAAAAGAAAAAAAUUGCUGUUUUCUCUGGGGAGAAGCUGCUGUUUGCAAUGACUUUCAAGAAUUAAAUGAACUUACCUGCGAAGAAAAGCUACUACAGAUGCUUACACUGAAAGCCUUAUCUCUGUGCCAUAGAUAACCAUUUAAAAAUGUGUUGCUUCCUUUUAAUGCUCUUUUUCCUUGGGGUCGUGCCUUGUCGUUUAAGAAAUGUUUUAAUAUAUAAAUGGACGGCUUCUCGGCUUUACCGGGGGGAGGUCUUUUCCUCCUCUUAAAAAGUCUAUAAAACACUAGUGUAAAACAAAGAAAUGGUUGUGUAUAACUUGAAGUGGAUUGAUCACUUUGAACGGGGUGUUAGGAGGAACUUGGCUCUUAUUUCCCUGACACUUUCCCUAAGGUUUUACUAGAGCCCAGGGCAAGGUGGCAUCGAUUUGCAAUAAAUAAGAUUGGAAAUAGGCAGGGUUUUAGUACAUGUGUGUUUUUUUGUCCACAGGACGCUCAGAUAGUUGAAAUAUAACAAUAUUGGAAUGCCACUGGGAUUCCUUAAGGUGUUUGUUCGUUUUUAGCUAAUAAAAAAUAUUUUAAGAUUGUAUGUGUAUUAAUGACUAGUACAUGUAUAAACAACAAUAUUGUAUGGGAAAAAGUAUGUCCAAAGAUUUAUAAGUGCGUUUGGAAUACACCUAAGGGCUGAUACUCUUUUUAAAAGGGGCUGCUAGGCCAAUAAAAUAUUUAUUUUGCCUACAA
Molecule: messenger RNA, 5266 nt
Organism: Heteronotia binoei (common prickly gecko)
Lineage: Eukaryota; Metazoa; Chordata; Lepidosauria; Squamata; Gekkonidae
Gene: ITPRID2
Product: ITPR interacting domain containing 2
Exons: 18
Coding region: 352-4011 (1219 amino acids)
Molecular function (GO): signaling receptor binding
Source: RefSeq, a predicted model, not a curated record